Penaeus chinensis is the source of this 3703-nucleotide messenger RNA. Its product is annotated as high affinity cAMP-specific and IBMX-insensitive 3',5'-cyclic phosphodiesterase 8A-like. The transcript is spliced from 22 exons. The record is from RefSeq and is a predicted model, not a curated record. Gene Ontology annotation, molecular function: 3',5'-cyclic-nucleotide phosphodiesterase activity. Bases 1 to 3207 code for a protein of 1068 amino acids. Gene Ontology annotation, biological process: signal transduction; positive regulation of ERK1 and ERK2 cascade. NCBI's taxonomy places the organism in Eukaryota, Metazoa, Arthropoda, Malacostraca, Decapoda, Penaeidae.
AUGGCUGUUACUUCGGACACAAGCUCAGGGUUUGGCGGGAAAUUGGUCUCGAUCGCCGUUUCCGGAUUGCUGAAAGGGAACUGCUUCUGUGUUGGGGCCUCGUCGCGGUUCAGAACCACUGGCUCUAGUAUUCUGACUGCUGUUAACGGCAAGGAACUCUUAGCUAUCAUGGAUAAAAUGGGAAAAUUUUUGGUUUUACUUCCGCAGGACACGCAGCAUCUAAGCAACAGCAAAUUUACCCUCGGGGCAUUAUGCAACAGUCUUAAGAGAUCUCGGUGCGGUGCCUGUUAUCAGUAUCGAGGGUUUAACUUUUUCUUGAGUACUCUUGUGGAAUCUUUGAGUGGCUUGUUCUCGACGGAGUGUGUCACCUGUUAUCAAUCUCUUUUUGUCGCUGAGAGCAGUGUGACACCUGUUAAAGAUCCCCUUGUGUCGGUGUCUACUUUGCGUGUGAGCUGCGUGUCCACACCGGCGCGCAGUAUUCAAUUCAACGCCGGCGCUGAUGUCCACAGAGAGGAGCGUACAGCUCCUCAUGGAUCACAAGUAAAGCGGACGCAACGGGACGCCCGCCUGCCACACGGGUCGCUCUCCCACCCGGGCGUCCAGCGUCGUCCAGCCCUGCCAAGCUCAUCCACGUGGACGCCGGUUGCCCGCGUCUUAAAGACACGUUUUUUUCUGAUAAUAUACUUGUGGUUACAGGUUUUACUUGUGUUUGGUCGAGAGGACAGCGUGAGCGAGGCUUGGUGGUCGGCAUGUAAGCGUCAAGGACACGAAGUAUCCUUAGCGCGGAACCUUGAGGACACUCUCAAGGCCUUCCUGGAUCACACUCACGACCUCAUUAUCAUUGACGCGAGAUCUUCCAAGCACAUUAAUGCAGAGAACAUUUGCAAAUCAAUAAGAGCCUCUGAUCACAGCCAGUUUGCCGUUAUCGUUGGUAUUGUUAAGAGAAGCUUUGCAGAUCGAGAGAAUGCAACUGUAGGACCAUGGCUGAAGAAUGGAUUCAAUAGGAUUGUAACAGAAGUGUCAACUGUUGGUGGAGUUCUCAAUGACCUCAUACAAAUUGAACACUCUGAGCUGACCAACCAGUCACAACUUCGGGCAAUGCAAGCUGUCUUCACAGCACUAGAUGCAUGCAAAGAAGUGGUGCACAUCACAGACACUCAACACAGAAUACAAUACAUCAACCGCCCCUGUGAGACCCUGUUGGGGUAUGCAUUAGAUGAUGUAAUUGGAAGAAAUCUCUGGGAGCUCCACACUUCUGAUAACCAUAAACAUGAAUUACGUACAAUCGACCAGAGACCCUCGGUUGACUUUAGAACGUCGAUGGAGCAUCAGAAGUCAUCAGUGGACCACAAAUCCAUGUCUGACCAUAGGCAAUCAAUUGAUCAUAGACCAAGCGAUUCAAGAGUAAAUCUUGACAUCUCAGAGGCUGUCAAUAUGCAGAUGAGGAGAGGUAGAGAAUGGGAAGGUCUGGUUACGUGUAGAAGGAAGUCUGGCGAUACAUUACACUUACCAUCCAAAGUCAUACCAGUUGCUCCUUAUGCUCGGAAAAAUGAAUUCUACGUAUACACGAGUGACACCCACGCGUUGGAUCGGCUGGACUUUCCCUCUUCGGUGGACCAGUUUCAUCCUCGCGGCUCAAUUAAAUCCCUCAGGAAAGGCUCCUAUGAUAUACGCUCUCUCAAUAGUGAUGGAACUCAGAACAUCAUCAGACGGCAUAGUCUAGUGAAGCUCCACUCCUUAACCAUUGAGGCCCCAAUCACGCGGGUCUUCAACAUCAUCACAGCAGCGCAGGAGAAUUCCCCGGCUUACGUGGCGCAGGCGUUGGAGAAGGUCCUGGAAAUCCUGAGGUCCACAGAGCUUUAUUCCCCUCAGCUUAUUUCGGCCGCUCCAGACAACAAUAAGCCCAUGCCGGCAGAUCCAGUUGCUACUGACCUUUUAGGAGGAUUGUUGUCGCAAGGGCCAAAGCCACUUCUGUCAGGUCGUCGUAGUAGUAGUGAUACUGCAACAAAGUACAGUCAGCUACCUCGUCCAUCACUUCCCCUGUUGCAACAGCAGGCCUCUGCAGGAAUACGAGAGAUCUUAGCGGAAGAUUUGUCUUGGAACUUCGAUGUCAUCAAACUGGAGAAAAUAACAGAUAAGAGACCUCUUGUGUGGAUUGGAAUGAGCUUGAUGUGUCGUUUUGACAUCCCAAAUACACUUGGCUGUGAUGAACAGACGUUACAGAAUUGGCUGACAUUGAUUGAAGCCAAUUACCACCCAGAUAACACGUAUCAUAAUUCAACCCAUGCGGCGGAUGUUCUCCAGUGCACAGCUUACUUUUUAAAUCAGGAUAGAAUAAAACAGCUUUUGGACCCUCUGGACGUGGCCUCAUGCCUCAUUGCAGCUGUGGUUCAUGAUGUAGAUCAUCCUGGCAAAAACAGUGCAUUCUUGUGCAAUACAGAUAAUGAGCUUGCUAUCCUCUAUAAUGAUCUGAGUGUUCUUGAGUCACACCAUGCAGCGGUUUCCUUCAAGCACACACAUUCAGACGACCGAGUGAAUAUAUUUAAAGCUCUGGACCGCGACACAUACAAGCACAUACGCAAGAGCAUCAUCGACAUGGUCCUGGCAACAGACAUGACAAAGCACUUCGAGCACCUGAGCAAGUUCGUCAACAUGGCCGGGAGCAGCAAGACCCCAGUUAAGGACGAUGACACGUCUUCCCUCGAUGGAGCAAGAGAUUCUCCAGACUUGAUGUCCUUUGGUACACCAGAGAAUUUGGUCAUAAUUAAGCGCAUGAUGAUCAAGUGCGCUGAUGUAAACAACCCAGUGCGUCCAUUGCAUCUGGCCAUUGACUGGGCGCACCGUAUAGCGAAUGAGUAUUUUUCACAGACGGAAGAGGAGAAGAAACGCAGUCUACCCAUUGUGAUGCCGCAGUUCGACCGGACUACGUGUUCAAUCCCUAAGUCUCAGAUUGGAUUCAUUGAUUUCUUUAUAACUGACAUGUUUGAUGCAUGGGAUGCACUGGCCGAGAUACCGGAACUGAUGGGUCACUUGAGAAGAAAUUACCAAUUUUGGAAAGAGCAAGAGGAAGCGUCAAAGAACAUCUCCUCGCAGACCCCUCCAGCUCUGACAGCCAAUGAAGAAGAGGGUCUUGAAGAGGAGACCACAAAAGAAAUGACAGAGAAUUCCACAGGAGAAGACACAAGCACUCAGAAAGAGACGAGCUAGUAACACCUCAUCUAGGCAUGAUAAUUUGGUUAGGGUUCGGUUAUAAAGGUUCUUUAGACUACUUCAGAAGUUUGAACAGAGAUAUAUAUAUAUAUAUACUUUAAACAGAUGAUACUAUAUAGCUGUUUUCAUGAUGGGUUCGAGCAGAAUUAUGUUUUGUGCUAUCUUAAAUUAUUGUUGGCAAAAUAGUAAAACUUCGGUUUAGUGCUAGUAUUUACAGUAAGAACUGAAUUCUUUCAUGAAUUAGAUUUAGUAUCCAAUCACAUGGCUACUAUAUUCUUCCAAGUUUCCUAUUUUUAUAUUCCUAUAUUCUAUAUACCUUGGACUUAACCCUUCUCAGUCCAGUCAGAUUCUUGUUUGGAGUUUGAUGCAUAAUGUUUAUUGUAAAACACUGAUAACGUAAAAGUUUUGAUAUCUGCCUUGCAGUGUUUAACCACAUUCUCAAGAGCAGUCACAAGAAAUUUAAUUGUUACUUUAUAUAUACGCACAGAGUAUA